This is a messenger RNA of Paramisgurnus dabryanus, 938 nucleotides long. RefSeq names its product TCF3 (E2A) fusion partner (gene tfpt). Gene Ontology annotation, cellular component: Ino80 complex. Gene Ontology annotation, biological process: positive regulation of apoptotic process; apoptotic process; apoptotic signaling pathway. The record is from RefSeq and is a predicted model, not a curated record. Gene Ontology annotation, molecular function: DNA binding. Lineage: Eukaryota; Metazoa; Chordata; Actinopteri; Cypriniformes; Cobitidae.
UGUGCUGAAAUGUUUUGAGAGCCGAAAUGGUGAAAAUCUCAAAUUAUAUUAUAGAAGAAAUACAUGUGGAAAUUGUAUGAAUGCGAUUAUUCUGUGCUUAUAAACAUAACAUUGAUAAGGUUAUAUAUUGACUGAACUGAUGAAGCGUGAAAGAGAUAUUUUCAUUAUCUAUUCACUAUAAACUGUACAUCAUGUGUGGACUUUUACAACAUAACUAAAGUGGGUUUCAGAUGAUGGAGGAUUUCUCAGGUCUUGCGUUACCCCCAUUGUUUGGGGGUCACAUCCUGGAGGCUGAGCUGGAGACGGGUGGGGUGGAGCUUGGCCCCAGUGGCAGUGAGCUCCUGGAUAAUGAUGGGGCACCACCCGGCCCGGGACAGGAUGGGGAGGAAGAGAGGAGAGAGCUUGACAAAAAAAAGUAUCAGGUUCUCAGUAAAAGAUGCAAGGAGAUUGAACAGGUGAAUGAGAAGAUUUUGGGUCGUCUUCAUCAAGUCCAAAGACUGACAAGGCGAUUGAGGAAAGAAAGGAGGUUUCUUCUGAAGACUCUGGAUUCAUAUGGAGAUGAUUACAGGACAGCACAGCUCACCUUCCCGCUAGAAGAUGAAGGAAAAGCUGGUUUAGAUUCUGCUCUUGGUGGUGAUGACGAUAGCUCCUCCCCUACAUUCAGCAACCACCAAUCAGCAGGUGUAAGCAAGAAAAAGAGGCACCGGCUUCCAAAAGACAAAGAGAGAGAUACGCUUCAGACUGAAUCUGAGCACCCCAUGAUGACUGAAGGUCAGUUCACAGGCUUCCCCAGUCCCAGUUCUCUCUCUCACUGAUCUCAGAGCAGUUUUGCACCAUGUUAUUAUACCACAUUGGUUUGCUAUGCUACCGUAAAAAUCGUUCUCUAUUUUGAGUGUUUGGGAAAAUACAUUUUUUAAGGCACAUGUACAUUUUUUUUU